This is a messenger RNA of Alternaria ethzedia, 732 nucleotides long. RefSeq lists its product as uncharacterized. The record is from RefSeq and is a predicted model, not a curated record. The coding region runs from base 1 to 732 and encodes 243 amino acids. The transcript has 3 exons. Gene Ontology annotation, molecular function: acyltransferase activity, transferring groups other than amino-acyl groups. Lineage: Eukaryota; Fungi; Ascomycota; Dothideomycetes; Pleosporales; Pleosporaceae.
AUGGUCAUCGAGAAUAUUCAGGGCCAUGAUGUCUCGGAAGAGAUGAUCGCUCAAGCGGCUGAGCUCUUUUCCUCUGACUAUGGAAUCUGGGGUCCUCUUGCUGAAGAGAAAAUGGGCACAUUUGGCAGAUUCUGCAAGCCGGGACGCCCCGUGAAGAUGUCGAAAACCCGCCUUCGUGAGCAGUCUCUUGCUCCGGGAACUGACAGCGUUCUGGUGCGCGCUACGGUCGACAGCAAACUUGUAGGACACGCCUUUGCAACUUUCUGGGACUAUGAGGGCCGCAAAAUCGGCUGGAUCACUCAACUAUGUGUCGGUCGGGAUUUCAGGCGCAACGGGCUGGCUACAAAGAUCUUAUUCCAUUUGCGCGAAAACGAGCACGACCGUAGUUUCGGAAUUCUCUCUUCUCAUCCUGCUACUAUCCGUGCCACUCUGCGAGCCUUCGGACAUGGGAUCGAGAAGGUGGAUUUGAGCGGGAUCAAGGAGCUUGUACCAGCCAUUAUGAAGUCAUCCCCAGUUCCUUACGUCAAGAUGGCUAGACCUACGGGCUCCUUGUUUGAUCAGGGUGAUCAGACAGGUGCUGUUUGCUGCGCUGACACUGCAUUCUGGGUUGAUCAUGCUGAGCCCCUGGCUGCGCUGAAUGUCAUCAAGGAAGACGGUAUAAAGUGGCCGUUUGGAGACUUGCCUGACGGCUGCGAGUUCUUGGCCUUUGUCAGUAGAUCUUCUGUUACAUGA